This is a messenger RNA of Ornithorhynchus anatinus (platypus), 1796 nucleotides long. It is a transcript of the gene HMG20B, whose product is annotated as high mobility group 20B. Lineage: Eukaryota; Metazoa; Chordata; Mammalia; Monotremata; Ornithorhynchidae. The record is from RefSeq and is a predicted model, not a curated record. Gene Ontology annotation, biological process: regulation of gene expression. Bases 138 to 1112 code for a protein of 324 amino acids. Gene Ontology annotation, cellular component: nucleus. The transcript is spliced from 10 exons.
GAGAAUGUCUUCGGACGGGGGCGGGGCCGAGGACGGUGGCGAGUCGGAGCCGAAGAACGAGGAAAGUUUCUUCGGAAGGUUUAAAGGAGUCAGCAGCUAGGUCCCGUCUGACCGUCUGACCGGAGAGAAACCAGGCCAUGUCCCACGGGCCCAAGCAUCUGGCCUCAGGCAUCCUGCAUGCAGGUGGAAAAGCCCAGGGGCAUCAUGGAAACUUUGUGGUGGCCAUCAAGCAGGAGAAGAGUGAAGCUCCACGAGCCACCGGUGAGAAGGGGGCACACGAGGAGGAGACCCCCCCUGCCCUACAGCCGGUGAAGAAAAGGGGCUGGCCCAAGGGCAAGAAGAGGAAGAAGAUUCUUCCAAAUGGUCCCAAGGCCCCCGUGACGGGCUACGUGCGCUUCUUGAACGAGCGGCGGGAGCAGAUCCGCAUGCUGCACCCCGACCUGCCGUUCCCUGAGAUCACCAAGAUGCUAGGGGCUGAGUGGAGCAAACUGCAACCCACUGACAAGCAGCGGUACCUGGAUGAGGCGGAGCGGGAGAAGCAGCAGUACAUGAAGGAGCUGCGGGAGUACCAGCAAUCAGAGGCCUACAAGAUGUGCACCGAAAAGAUCCAAGAGAAGAAGAUCAAGAAAGAGGACUCUGGCAUCGGGGUCGUCAACACCCUCCUGAAUGGACACAAGGGCGGGGACUGUGAUGGCUUCUCCACCUUUGACGUGCCCAUCUUCACUGAGGAGUUCCUGGACCAGAACAAAGCCCGUGAAGCGGAGCUGCGCCGCCUGCGGAAGAUGAAUACGGACUUUGAGGAGCAGAACGCCAUCCUGCAGCGGCACACGGAGAGCAUGAGCAGUGCCAAGGAGAAGCUGGAGCAGGAGCUGGCCCUGGAGGAGCGCCAGACUCUGGCCCUGCAGCAGCAGCUGCAGGCUGUGCGCCAGGCCCUCACGGCCAGCUUUGCCUCCCUGCCCAUCCCAGGCACUGGUGAGACCCCAACCCUGGGGACCCUGGACUUCUACAUGGCCAAACUGCACGGGGCUAUUGAGAGAAACCCCAUGCAGCACGAGAAGCUUAUCGUCCGCAUCAAAGAAAUCCUGUCCCGGAUUGCCAGCGAGCAUUUGUGAGCGGCGGUUGGGGCGGCCAGGUCCAGGGGCUCCCGCAGUUGCGGAUCGGUGCCCGUCUUACGGCUUUCCCCGAAGAAUUCCUUCCCGACCCCGGAAUCCUCCCUCCGUUCCCGCUCUUCUCCCCGAGCCUCCCCAAAGCCCCCCGAAGCUGGGAGCUCCAAUCUCCCUAGGCGUGGGCGCCCCCUAGUGCUCGUAGAUGGUAGUGCCGCGGGAGUGUCCUGCAAGCGGGCAACUGAACGCUCUUCCCAACCAAAGCUCUGCCCCCUCCCCCGGACCCUUCCCCCUUCCUCAUCAGUCAACCGGUGGUAUUUACCGAGCCCUUACUUGGUGCAGAGCACUCUGCCGACUCUUUGGGAAAGUACAGUAAAACAGAGGUGGUAGAUGUCAUCGCUGCCCCGGAGGAGUUUCCCGUCUCCGGGUUUCAACCCGUUGCCUGGAACCUGGACCAAACUCUAGGCCUAAAUCCGGGUAAUUCCUUGCUUCCCCUAUGCCUGCCCCACCACGGACCCCUUGAAGGAGGAGAGUAGAGGCGGAAGUAGCGUGGCUCAGUGGGAAGAGCCCGGGCUUGGGAGUCGGAGGUCUUGAGUCCUAAUCGCGGCUCCGCCGCUUGUCAGCCGUGUGACUUUGGGCAGGUCACGUCCCUUCUCUAUGCCUCGGUGACUUCAUCUGUACAAUGGGGAUGAG